AUGAUGAUUGGAAACCCAGUGCAUCCUGUGUAUAUAAUGGUGGACACCGGUAGUAGCUUAAGUUGGACACAAUGUGAACCUUGCAUAAAUUGUUUCCAACCAAGUUAUCCCAGAUACAAUUCACAAGCUUCCUCUUCUUACCAUAGAGUUAAUUGUGAUCACCCUCUUUGUAACUACAAUGAACCAUCCAGCGUUUUCCGAUGUGUUAAUGGCGAUUGCAUCUACAGUCAAACAUAUGGUGCUGGUCCAACUUGUUCUGGGCCAACAAAAGGUUAUCUCUCCUCGGAAUCAUUUCAUUUUAUAAAUAGAAACUAUGAUGACGAAGAAUUUGCUGUUCUCUUCGGCUGCUCGAAUGACAACGUAAAUUUCUACUUCGGUAAUCAACCAUCUAAUAGGAUUUCUGGGAUCUUGGGAUUAGACUUACAUCCUACCUCACUAGUGAGCCAAUUGCAUGAAACAAUGGGUGGUGUUUUCUCUUAUUGUAUUGUUCCUUAUGAUCAAAAUUAUCCAUUCGAUAUUCAUCCUCAUAUACUCAGGUUUGGGGAUGAUGUUCAAUUACCUGAGGGAAACAUUCUAACAACGCCCUUUAUAAGUUUUGUAGGCAGAAGUUUGUAUUAUCUUGAUCUUAUAGAUAUAAGUGUUGGAACGUAUCGCUUAUAUUUACCACCAGGUUCCUUCAAUGCUACACUUGGUCACGGUUUCAUCAUAGAUUCAGGAAAUCCAUUUACCACACUCACCACAAGUACCACGGGUGGGCUCAAUGUUUUUGAAUUGGUGACAACAACAUUUAGUCGACACUAUGAUUCUUAUAAUCUUGUGAGAGUAGUAGUACCUCCCACUAGCAAUAUAAAGUUCAAUCUUUGUUAUAUGCACAGACAAGAUUUUAGAGAUUUUCUACCAUUGACCUUCCAUUUCCAAGGAGCAGACUACGUAGUACAUAGCAGGUUUGUGCACAUUGAAUUUAAUGAAGGAUUUUUCUGUGUAGCAUUAAUGCCCAGUCCAUUCGCUUCUAUUCUAGGAGCUUAUCAUAUGCAAAAUAUGCGCAUUAUUCAUAACACACUAAUCAAUGCAAUUCAGUUUUACCAAGAAGAAUGUGCUUCUGAUCACUUUUAG
Molecule: messenger RNA, 1113 nt
Organism: Pistacia vera
Lineage: Eukaryota; Viridiplantae; Streptophyta; Magnoliopsida; Sapindales; Anacardiaceae
Product: aspartic proteinase nepenthesin-1-like
Exons: 1
Coding region: 1-1113 (370 amino acids)
Cellular component (GO): extracellular region
Source: RefSeq, a predicted model, not a curated record